Portunus trituberculatus (swimming crab) is the source of this 1030-nucleotide messenger RNA. RefSeq lists its product as uncharacterized. NCBI's taxonomy places the organism in Eukaryota, Metazoa, Arthropoda, Malacostraca, Decapoda, Portunidae. Gene Ontology annotation, molecular function: chitin binding. Bases 24 to 890 code for a protein of 288 amino acids. The transcript has 2 exons. The record is from RefSeq and is a predicted model, not a curated record. Gene Ontology annotation, cellular component: extracellular region.
CAUUGGGUAUGUCGCCAUAGCACAUGACGCGGCGCCAGGUCCAGCGGGAGUAUAAAAGGGAGUGUCAGAGUGUGCAUGGCAUCAGUCUCUCACUACCCUUCGUCCGAAGCCUCCCCACUCCCUCUCUCUCCUCGCCGCCACUCAAGAUGAAGGUCCUCGCCGCGCUGCUGUGCCUAGCCGUCGCCGCCUCCGCCAGGAUGGCCUACAGGUUCUCAGACGGCUACCUGGACAUCCUUGGCGCCGAGCCCGUCCAGAACUUUGACUGCACGGGCCGCAGCUACGGCUACUACGCCGACGUGGCCGCCUCCUGCCAGGUGUUCCACGUGUGCCUGCCUGUGAUGGACGAGGCUGGCCAGCUGCUGGAGACGGCUCACUUCUCCUUCUUCUGUGCCAACGAAACAGUAUUUGACCAGGAGUCCCUCACCUGCGCCCACCCUGACUACGCCUUCCCCUGCGCCGAGGCUGAGACUCUCUACGAGCUUACCAACGCUGAGUUCGGGCGCAUCCCUGAGGGAGGAUUCGUGCCUGAGGUCAACGUGCUGGCCAGAUCCAACACUGAAGUGGAAGUGGCCGCUGAGGAAACCCGCACCGCCUCUGUCGCGCCCGUGGAGACUCCUGUUGCUGAGCUCUCUGUGUCAGAGCCUGCUGAGGCAGCACUGAACGCCCCCACCAGUCUGACCGACACCGCUGAGGCAACAGUGAACAUCCCCGCCAGUGUGCCCGACACCGCUGAGGCAGCAGUUGACGCCCCGGUCGCUGCUCUCGAGGUGGCCGAGGCAUCAAUUAAUGUUCCCGACAAUGCGGCACUCUACUCUGGCGACGAGGAGGUCACCGAGGUCACCUCCAGCGACGAGCCAGGUGAGGUGACUGAGGACAACACUGUGCUAUAGAUGCCUCGCCGCGCCUCGACGCCCUCACAUCGACUCCCUGAUGCUCCGAAACGCUUCAAACGCUUCGCGUCAUCUGUGAUAUUUUUAUACUUUCGAAUUUUUACUGCAACUUGAAUGACAAUAAAAUAGAAUGCUUCUCA